Messenger RNA from Trichoplusia ni (cabbage looper), 1617 nucleotides. RefSeq names its product facilitated trehalose transporter Tret1-like. Gene Ontology annotation, biological process: transmembrane transport. The transcript has 8 exons. Gene Ontology annotation, cellular component: membrane. Gene Ontology annotation, molecular function: transmembrane transporter activity. NCBI's taxonomy places the organism in Eukaryota, Metazoa, Arthropoda, Insecta, Lepidoptera, Noctuidae. The coding region runs from base 119 to 1585 and encodes 488 amino acids. The record is from RefSeq and is a predicted model, not a curated record.
CCGACAAAAUGUUUUUGAUUAUCUUCUACGAUACGAAAUUAGCUAUCAUUUAAAGCUAAUUUCUUGACAACAUUAAAUAAAGGUGAAUCUUUAAGUAGAGUUUCGUAGUUUUUAUUUAAUGAUAAAUCAGUCCGAUUCGUUACUUGUAUUUGUGUACCAACCCUACCUACUUCUGCUAACUCUGUUUCUACUCGCUUUGAGGGCUUAUGAGAAAGAGUUUCGUUUUGUUAGUAUGGACACUCGAUUGAAAAAACAGUAUUGGGCUUGUGGAUGCUUGUACUUAGGGCAAAUGGUAACAGGUUAUGGGUUAGGAUGGACAGCCCCUGUUUUGCCCAAACUGGGUGACAUCAACGAAACCCCAUUAGAUGACGUGAUCUCAGAGCAACAGGCUGCUUUAGUAGCAUCUAUAUUCUUUAUUGGAUCAACUAUAGGACCCUACGUCUCAGCUUACUUAUCCAACCUGAAAGGAAGGAAGCCAUGUUUGUUCGCGUCUGGAGUAAUUACAUUAGUAGGAUUCAUAAUGCUAGCUUUAUCUAAGUCAUUGGCUAUGAUAUAUUCUGCGAGAGUCGUCUCAGGAUUGGGUGGAAGCGUCAUGUUUAUCAUCAAUCUGGUUUAUAUAGGAGAAGUUGCAUCGACGAACAUCCGAGGAAUAUUACUGACACUUACUGGCUUCUUCAGUACGCUCGGCAUGUUAGUUAUCUACGUCGUGGGUCCUUUCGUGCAGUAUUCAGUUGUCAACUGGAUUGCUACGGCUCUGACGGUUGGCUACCUACUCGGAGUCUACUUUAUACCGGAGUCUCCUGUGUUUCAAGUUAUGACUGGUAAAAUUAAAGAAGCAAGCGAGAACCUCAUAUCUCUCGGUCGAGAAAAAGAAAUUGACACAGUGGUAGCUAUAGCCAACCAAGAAGGGACGAAAUCAGAGUUGGCACAAUUUACCGAAAUCUUUACCAUCAAAUCGAAUAGAAAAACCAUAUUUAUUCUUCUAGUAUUAAAUAUUUUACAACAACUGAGUGGAUUUUACGCAAUCAUAUUAUUUGUGACUGCAAUUUUUGAUAUGUCUGGGUCAAAUUUGGAGUCCCAUAUAUCGACAAUUAUAGUAGGAGUGGUUCAAAUGGUGGCUGCCUUGAUAACACCACUUUUUGUUGAGAAUAUUGGAAGGAAACCUCUUUUGACUUAUUCUACAGCUAUAAGCACUUUGUGUUUGGGUGUCCUUGGAACUUACUUCUACCUGUACGAUACUUCCCAUCCAGUAGCUGAUAAGUUACAAUGGCUGUCAUUAACGGCUUUAAUUAUUUACUUCUUAAGUUUUUCCGUCGGAUUAGCAAUCAUCCCCAACGCGUUUGCCGGUGAGAUGUUCACAUCCAACGUGAGGAGUAUGGGAACUUCAAUAUCAUUGACAGUCAGCUGGCUGGUUGGUUUCGGAGUUUCCACAGCCUUUGGCUACAUGAUACCAGCCUGGGGAGCCGCUGUUACCUUCUGGAUUUAUACUGGAGCAUGCGCUCUAGCUGUGCUGUUCAGCGUCGUAUAUGUACCAGAAACGAAAGGAAAAACUUUAUUGGAAAUUCAAGAAAUGUUGAGCAAAUGAUUGGUUUGUUUUAUUUAUUUUUCGCAAAAUAU